AUGUAAGAAUUGCAACAAGGUGAAUUAAUAGGGGAAAAGUACAAAGUUAAGAAACUUCUAUCCCAAGGUUCAUUUGGCAAAGUGUAUUUAGGGAGGAAUAUUGAGAAUGGAAUGAAAGUGGCAAUCAAGGUUGAAAAGCAGGAAAUGUCAAAUUGCUUGAGUUUAGAAAGAGAGGUUAGUUGAAAAGUUAAUGAUAGGUAGAAAUUUUGAAGAAGUUAAGAGGAAUUCCAUAGGUGCCUGAAUUACUUUGGCAUGGAAAACACAAUGAAUUCUAAGUAAUGAUAACAAAGAUGCUUGGAUUUGAUUUAAUUUAUUUCUUGAAAAAAAAUAAGAAAUUCUCAAUUGAAUGCAUUUUUAACAUUGCCUAAUAAAUGAUAGAAAUAUUAGAAAACAUUCACAAAAAGUAUAAUUUUAGAAUUAUUUUUAAGGAAUAUAAUUCAUAGGGAUUUAAAACCAGAAAACAUUUUGGCUAAAAGUCAUUCUGACUAGAUAUAUUUAAUUGAUUUUGGAAUUUCAAAAAGUUCUGUAAAAAGUAAGAAAUAAAAUAAAGCGAAAAUUCCAUUCAUUGGAACUAGUAGGUAUGCUAGUGUAACUGCCCAUAGAGGAUUGGAGCAAGCCAGAAGAGAUGAUUUAGAAUCUUUAGGUUAUGUUUUAAUAUACCUCUUCAAACAGAAAUUGCCAUGGUCCAAUUAUGAGAAAUUCGAAAAUGAUCGUAUAGAGAGGAUAGGAUAAUUAAAAUUUGAGAUGAAACCGUAAGAUAUUUGCGAAGGCUGUCCACAAUAGAUAUUAAAGUAUUGAUAAAAUUAAAAAAUAGUUAUAUGACUUAAGUAGCAGGAUUGAAUCAUCAAUAAAUCCCGAAUUAUUAAAAGCUGAAGUUAAUUUUUCAAUUGAAAAUUAAUCAUAAAUAACACAUUAUUUUUGACUGGUCAAAUAAUUAAUUUAUUAAUUCGAAAACCAUUCAAGAUAACAAAACUAAUAAUUAGUAGAAAUACGAAAGUGUUUAGCAUAUAAAACUGUAUUUAAAUUACAUUAUUGUAGAUCUGUAGAAAAAACAAGUUCUAGACAUCUUCAUACAAUUACUUUUCAUGUUGACUCAAAUGCUUCUUCCUGUUUUAAUAGUCAACAAUCAUGUAGUAUGUAGAAUUCUUUUGGCAGUCAUCAAAGUGUUUAGGUUGAUUUUUUAAAUUCUGAAUCAAGUGUACAAUCUUAAAAAAAAGAAAACAAACUUUCAACUUUUGAUGCAUUCAUACUCAAUGAUGAUAUAAUGCCUAUCAAAGACUAGCUUCAAUUGAUGGAAUUAGAAAAUCAGGAUCUAGAAAUAAAGCAUAAUCUGUUGCAUUACCGUUCAGUUUACUAUAACUUCAAGAAUCCAUUUACAGGAAUUUUAUCUUUAAAAAUCAAUUGA
Messenger RNA from Paramecium octaurelia, 1405 nucleotides. NCBI's taxonomy places the organism in Eukaryota, Ciliophora, Oligohymenophorea, Peniculida, Parameciidae. The record is from the annotation of a GenBank genome assembly.